ACACCCAACCAACCAAACAAUAAAAAAGACAUUUCUGCUGGGUGUUUGCCCUCAGCAUGUCCCAGGGAGCCAUAAUUAUUAACCCAAUUACUCCACCAAUGCCCAGCACUGUGCAGCUGGGCAUUGGUGAAGCAAUGGAGCGGGAGAGCUUCCCCUGGCCCUGUGCAGUUCGUGCUGCUCUUCCUGAGGGCCCAAAGUACAUCUGUACAUCAAUUUUCCUCAGUUUUUGUCUGUAACCAGCACACUGCACAACCUGGGCAGCACAACAACCAGCGCUGUGUGGCUCUUUUGUGGUUCUGUCCACCUGAAGCUCCCUGGACACCUCAGAGCCCACCAGGCCGCCCUGUCCCCUCACAGCUGCCCCAGGCAGGUCCCUGAGGGCUCCCUCAAGGCUGAGGGAGAACCAAGGUGGGAUCCAGACCCCGGCAGCACCUCAGGGAACACCCACGGGGCUCAAACGCUUUCCCCACGUUCAUUUUUGUGUUUCCCGCUUUUUUCCCUCCCCUCAGAGCGCGGUGCCAGCCGCCCCCACUGCCACCGCCUGAGGCGGCCCCAUGGAGGCCAUCCAGGCGUCCUUCCAGAAGGUGGAGAAGAUUGGGGAGGGCACCUAUGGCGUGGUGUACAAGGCUCGCAACAAGCGCACGGGGCAGCUGGUGGCCCUCAAGAAGAUCCGCCUGGACGCGGAGUCAGAGGGUGUCCCCAGCACUGCAAUCCGAGAAAUCUCACUGCUGAAGGAGCUGAAGCACCCGAACAUAGUCAGGCUCCUGGAUGUCAUACACAGCCAGAAGAAGCUCUACAUGGUGUUUGAGUAUCUGAAUCAGGACCUGAAGAAGUACAUGGACUCAUGCCAAGCUGGAGAGCUUCCUUUAAGCUUGGUCAAGAACUACCUUUUCCAGCUGCUGCAGGGUGUGAGCUUCUGCCACUCGCACAGGGUCAUCCACAGGGACUUGAAGCCACAGAACUUGCUCAUUAACGAAGCAGGAGCAAUCAAGCUGGCUGAUUUUGGACUGGCAAGAGCCUUCGGGGUCCCCCUCCGCACAUACACUCAUGAGGUGGUGACUCUGUGGUACCGAGCCCCUGAGAUACUGCUGGGAUGCAGAUACUACUCAACCCCUGUGGAUAUCUGGAGCAUUGGCUGCAUCUUUGCAGAAAUGAUGACCAGGAAGGCCCUGUUUCCAGGGGACUCCGAGAUCGAUCAGCUCUUCCAGAUCUUUCGCACUCUGGGCACUCCCACCGAGGUGACCUGGCCUGGUGUGACCCAGCUCCCUGAUUACAAGGGCAGCUUUCCCCGGUGGCCAAGGAAGGAGAUGAAGGACAUUGUUCCAAACUUAGAUCGAGAUGGGAGAGACUUACUGACGUUGCUCCUGUAUGAUCCCAGCAAGCGCAUCUCAGCCAAAGCAGCUCUCAACCACCAGUACUUCCUCUGCAGAAACUCUGGGAGCCCUGAACAGCCGCCUGUGCUGCGGAGGGACUGCAGAUGACAGGACACAGCUCUCCCCAAGCUCUUGCAUCUCCAGGUAGCACUGCAGAUGUGGUCUGGGGCACUUAGCAGGGGCCUGGCUGGAUCCCAGGGUCUUGCUUCUUUUGAGGAACCUGGAAGGGGACAUUCUUGGCAUUUAGAGACUUUCAGUCUGUUGCUGGGGGAAAGUUUGGGUUACAGCCUGGAGAGCUGUUUUGAAGUGGUCAUUUGCAAAAGGUCAGAAUAAUUUAUCAGCAUAAACCACUGAAAUGUAUAGAAAAGAGUGUUUCUCCAAGGUUUGUUCUUCCACUAGUAAUCUAAGGUGACACACAGUGACUUCUGUCUCCAGCACUGGAGCAUUCCCAGGUCUGUUGGUGGCAGUUGCUGGCACCAGGGAAGGGGAACACUUCUUUGCUGCUGUUAUCAACCAGGCUUCUCAGCACUAAAAAAGCUGUUUAGUCUGAGCUGUUUAAUAGAGCUGACAUCCUGCUCCUCCACAAGCUGAAAAGCACUAUCAGGUGUCUUAGUUUGUGCCUUAGCUGUGACCAAGAAGCCAGAAGAUCCAGUUAGCAUAAAAGCAGAUCCACUUAGGAUAAAGCACUUGCUGCAUAUGACUGGAAACAGGGAGCACCUAAACCACUGGCUUUCCAUCAUCAUUCCAGCUGUAAUGCUGUUUCCCUUUGCUUUAUUGCCUUGGAAAUUUUUUUUGCUGUUCAAAUGUUUGGGGGAUUGUCUCUGACUCUUGGUGUGGUGUUGACAUCUUAAUUCCUUUUUCUUCAGCAUAAAAUAAAUAUCAUUUGUUCAGAAACCUUGGUGUUCAUUGUUUGGCAAAGCCCAUUAGGCUGGUAACACAGGACAGCCUGGCUGGUCCUUUUUUUCCACAGAGCCUUUCUCCCUUCCUCACCUCCUGCACUCUUUCUUUUAUCCUUUCCAGUCCAAAUCCUUGUCAGGUGCAGAGAUGUGCUCUCAGUGCUGUCGUGGGACUGGUAACAAAAGCGUUAAUCCAAUUUCUGCUGCAUCUGUGUACUUUUAGCAAAGAAACAGGGUAUGCAGGAGCUGCUUUCUCAUCAAGGACAGAAGGAAGAUAAAGGGAAGACAUCUGCCUUAGGAAUGCAGCUAUAGCCAAAACAAGAUUAUAGAAAAAACGGAACCUGGGAACAUGGGGAAGGUUUUAUGGUAAUGAACAAUUUUAAUACCCACGCAGUGACUGUAUAUAAGUAACCCCACUUGUAAUGAAUCGUGUGCACGCCAGGUGGAGCUUAUCCCCCGUGCACCAGGCCUGUGGUAACUUCUUAACGCUGCGUUGGUGUUAAGGGGUUUUGUUUUACCUGCUUUUCGGAGAAUUUCGGUGAAAGUUAUUGGCCACCCAGAUAAGGAGCUCACCUCUGAGCCUCGGCGGAUCUGCAGUCGACAGAUCUCCAGCCGGCACCGAGGGGUUCUCGGGGAGAGCCUCGGCCUCAGACCGUCAGGGGCUCGAGGUGAGAUCCCUGGGGUGAGUGAAGGCAUCGUUUAAAUCGUUUAUCUUGGGGUUAUUGACCAGGGGUACGAAUCCCCUCACAGAGUUACUGGUGAGGGGUUUGAGUCACCCAGCAGGGUUCAAGUCUCUUGGAAAGCUCACUGUCUGGGGCUUCGAGUCCCCCAGGACUACUGGACUUCCAGGACUAGGGGGUUCCAGUUCCCUCCGAGGGGUUCCCCUGGAGCAGGAAACUUAAAGCAGUAUUGUAGCUGGCCGAGGAGAAAACAAACAGGCUCGUAAGACCGGAGCCAAAACAUUGCUGUACCCGCUUUGGUGGUGGAGUUUGCUUAGAUACUCUGAAUUCUUUUUGGUCUCUGGCGGUGUGCGUGCGAGUGGGUUGUGUGUUGAUUUCAGUUUGCCGGCCUGUAAAAUCAACACUGGGACGCCUGUGAUAUAAAGCUCAUUAGCUGGAAGAGCGUUGAAACUUAACCGACUGUUGGGGUCUCGAAGCAGUCGGGGGUGUGUGCUAUCGAUUAUUGAUUUUUCUGUGCGCGCCGCUGAAAUCGCAUUUGUGGACGCCAAGCGCCCUCUCGUGUCAUUGCGCACCGGAUUCCCGGAGAGUGGGAGCGGGCGGGCGGGCAGGGGCACCCCCAGUUGCAGCUCCGCCGUUCCCCGCCGUCAUCUCAGCUCGAGGAGGAGGAGGAGGAGAAGAGAAGAAGCCCAACAGACUCGCAGCACAACAGCCCUGUCCCGGCCCGGCGGGUUCUCGCCUGCUCCAGCGCCCGGGCAGCGUCACCCGCCCGCUGCAGCCCAGAACCAGCCGCGGGGGCUCCCCGCGCCCAGGUAAUCGUUGUAUUCGCUUUCUGGCUGUUGUUAUAUACUUGUAUUAUUGAGUAUGGGGGCGGUUUGUUCUAAAACUAGAGUGGGAAAUGAUAUCCCGAAUUCCCCGUUGAAAUGUAUAUUGAACCGCUGGGAAAAGAUAGGGGGAGGCUCGCUACUGAAAUCCAAACUAAUCCAAUAUUGUAACCACUGGUGGCCGCUGUAUAAACUGGACAAUCAGGCGAAGUGGCCCGAGAACGGCACCUUAGACUAUCACACCAUGUUACAGCUGAGGCUGUUUUGUAGAAGAGAGGAGAAAUGGAGUGAGAUGCCUUACGUAGAUCUGUUCUUUACUUUGAGAGACCAUCUGGAAUUACAAAAGGGGUGCCUACCCAGCCUGUCAAACCCUCUCAUGUUAGCUUUUGGAAAGGAAGAGGAAAAGGAUAGGAGAUCAAAGCAAUGUUGCUCCCUUUGUAGUAUUGGGCACCACUGUUGGAAAUGCCACAGCCAAUGGGAGGAGGAUGAUGAUAUAGAAAUGAUAGAGGCACCAGAUGCAGGAGACAGGGGCAGAGAGAAUUGGGGUGUGCCUGAUAAGGGGAAAGCACAAGGAUGGGAUGAGCAGUCAGGGGGGAGGCAAGAGUUAAUUUCAAAUCCAGUGGUGGGGGGAACCCAGGGUGAGCAGGAGGUGAGAACACAAGAGGUAGGGGAGCAGGGGGUGAGAAACCCGGAGUUAGGGGAGCAGGGGGGGAAAAUGCAGGAAGGAGGGGAUCAGGGGGUGAGAAAGAAGGAGGGAAAGGAGCAGGGGGUAAGAAAGCAGGAAGGAGGGGAGCAGGGGGUGAGAAUGCAGAAAGAACGGGAGCAGGGGGUGAGAAAGCAGGAUGUAGAGGAGCAGGAGCUGAGAAAGCAGGAGAGAGGGGAGCAGGGGGUAAGAAAGCAGGAGGGGGAUAAGCAGGAGGCCAUAGCUCAUCUCUGGGCAGGAAUGGGAUCCCACAGCCUGGUAGUGGUGAAGGUACCUUUCUCCCCAGUCGAUCUCGAGGCAUGGAUGAGACUGGCAGGGCCCUACAGAGAAGAUCCAGAGAGAGUAUCUAGAGUAUUUGAAACCAUUCUCAAGACCCAGAACCCGGAUUGGGGGUUUAUACAAGUUCUAUUAGAUACCCUAUUAGACUCCACAGAAAGAGAGAUGGUACUCAGGACUGCUAGGAAAGAGGUGGACAGGGUAGGAACAGCAGGUGCGCUACCAGGAACUGUGGAAGAGCAUUUUCCCUCCCAGGAUCCCCACUGGGACCCUAACACAAAGGAGGGGAGGGUUUUUCUGGGACAAUAUCAACAAUGGAUAUUAUUUGGCUUUAGACACGCAAUGCCAAAGGCAAUCAAUUGGUCUAAACUUUAUGAGGUGAAACAAGAACCAUGUGAGACUCCAACUGCAUUUGUGGAACGCCUAAGGGCAACUGCCAGGAGAUACACGAAUAUUGAUCCAGAAAAACCAGAGGAAGCUGUACAGCUGGCUUCCAUUUUCAUAGGGAACUCAGCACCGGAUAUUAGAAAGAAGUUACAAAAGCUGGAGGGAGCAGAGUCUCGUGACCUGGGUGAACUAUUACAAGUGGCCUGGAUAGCUUUUAAUCAUAGGGGAGAAGAGGAAGAAAACAAGAUCCGGGAGAGAGAAAAGGAGAAGGAGCAGAAAGAAAAGAGACGCGAAAUUGAGUGGGAGGAGCGGAAAAAGAAAUGGGAAAUGGAAAGGGAGGAGAGAGAAAAGAAACGGGAGGUGGAAAGGAAAAAAAGAGAAAGAUGCAGGGAUGCAAUGCUGAGCGCAGCUCUGCAGAGAGCGCUGUUCAAGCGCAGGACGGAGAGGGGCUCUGCCCGCGGAGCGCUGCAGCCCAACCAGUGCGCCUACUGCCGGGGACUGGGCCACUGGAAACGGGAAUGCCCCAAGAACCUGAAAGGGCCCAAGCGCGCCGAGCUAGCCCUCCAUCAGGAGUGAGGGGAACCGCGAGUGAGAGCCCACUGAGCCCCUGGCUACAGCAGAGCUGGGGGAAAGAGAAAAUUUUCUUUCUGAUUUUUUGUUAUAUUAUAUAAACUAUAUAUCUUGACUUAUAUAUAUUUUUAGACUUAUAUAUAUAUUGACAUAUAUAUAUAGACUUUCCAGUAGUUUAUUAUAUUAUAUAAAAAAUAGUUUAUUAUAUGAUAAAUACUUAUUCGGUAUUAAAUAUAAAUCAUGGAAAAUUAAACCAAGGAACUGUAAAUGUUGUUGGUGCAACAGGGAAAGAGGAAAACCAAACAUUCUUUAACCCCAUUAAAUUGGGCAAAUGGUGGAUAACACACCAAUUUUUAUAUAUACCUGAAUGUCCAGCUCCUCUGUUAAGAAGAGACUUGCUGAGUAAAUUGGAGGUGUGGAUUUUGUUCAAACAUGGAGAAAUGCAAUUAUUGGUGCCCGAGACUAAAGCCAUCGAGGCAAGGACUUUAAUGUUGCAGGGAACACUGGAACCAGGCAAUUCUGGAAGAACACCAAAAACAGCAUAAAAUGCAGUAGAACACUCUUGACUUGCACCAGUGGAACUCCAGGCCAUUCCCAACAAGCUCAGCCUGUAAGUGUUACCCUAAAACCUGGAUGAAAACCAGUAAAGCAGAAACAAUAUCUAGGGUGGGAUUUAAGAGUCUAAUAGAAAAUUUAAGGGAAUUUGGAUUAUUGAUAGUAUGUAAGUCAGAACACUCCCAUUUUGCCAGUUAAAAAGCCUGGGAUGAAUACACAGGUUGGUACAGGACCUGUGAGCAAUCAAUCAAAUAUUUCAGGAUAUACACCCUGUUCUAGCCAGUCCCUUUACCCUGUCAACAUCCCUUACAGAAUAUCACCAAUGGUUACAGUGAUAGGUUUGAAGGAUGCCUUCUUUUUCAUACCUCUUGAUGAGCAAAACCAGGGCAUUUUUUCCUUUGAAAAUCCUCAAACUGGUGGGAAGACUCAGCUUACCUGGAUUGUGUUACCACAAAAAUUUAGAAAUAGUCCAACGAUUUUUGGGAACCAACUGACAAAGGAAUUAGAGACCUGGAAAAAAGGAGAACCCUGAAGGGUUGGUCCUGCAACCAUAUGUUGAUGAUAUCUUACUAAUGAAAAGUGCAUGGAAUUGACUAUUAGUCUUCUAAAUUUCCUAGGCCAAGGAGGUUACAAAGUAUUUUGGGAAAAAGCUCAAUUUAUGAGGCAGGAAGUUACCUCCCUAGGGUUUGAAAUAAUAGCAGGACAGUGGAAAUUGGGAAUGGACAGAAAAGAGUCCAUCUGCCAAGUACUCCAACCUGCAAUUGCCUGAGAUUUAACAGCAUUCCUGGCUGUGGCUGGAUGAUGAAGAUUGUGGGUUUUAAAUUAAUGGACUUUUGGUCAUAUCACUGAGCUUUUAAAGGAGAUCCCCAAAGGACCUUUGAUUUGGAUUCCUGAGGGAGAACAUGCAUUUUGUCACCUAAAGAUGGCCCUGAUGUCUGCACCCACCUUAGGACUUCCAGACUUAACAAAGCCCUUUGAGCUUUUUGGGCAGGAAUGACAGCACCUCAUCCUUGGAGUUCUGGCUCAGAAGGUGGGAGACUUCAAGAGGCCUGUGGGGUGCUUUUCAGAACAACUGGACAAGGUCAGUCAGGGAUGUCCCCAAUGUCUGCGAGCUGUGGCAGUGACUGUUCUCCUCAUCCAAGAGGCCAAGAAAUUGACUUUGGGACAAAAGAUAGUAGUGCACACUUCACACAUCAUAACCACUUUUGUUUUGUCAAAAAGAGGGGCAUUGGCUUUCCCCAAGCUGUAUGCUGAGAUAUCAAACUGUUCUAGUGGAGCAAGAAGAUGUGGAAAAUCCCCAGUGGUAAAUCCAGCCCAAGUCCUGAACAUCCCGAUGCAAGAAGAGGAGCAGCUGACCCUCGAAGGCCUACACACAGCUGAGCAAGUUUGUGUAAGCUGACCAGACCUACAAGAUGCACCAACUGAAGAUCCAGAGUUCUUCACAGAAGGAGGUAAUUUGGUACAAGAUGGAAAAUAAAAAGCUGGCUAUGCCAUAGUAACACCAGCCAAGGUAACAGAAGCUGCACCACUGCCCAUGGACAUCUCAGCACAACAGGCAGAGCUCAUGGUCUGUGAAGAUCCCUGGAAUUGGCAGCAGGAGGAGGAAUGAACAUGUGGACUGGCUUGAAAUAUGCUUUUAGAGUUGCCCAUGGAACCAUAUGGAAGGAAAGAGGCCUAUUAACAGCACAGGGAUCUCUGAUCAAUAUACACAAGAAAUGUUGUCCUUCCUUGAUGCCACCCAGUUGCCCAGAGAAGUAUCUGUACUACACUGCAAGGCACACCAGUGUGGGGAGUCCCAAAUUCUUGUAGGAAACAGACUUGAAGAUACAUCUGCACAAGAGGUUGCACAACAAGGCAUCCUGGCAUUAACACCUAAGAAAGCUGUUUCACUCCCAGAAGUUAGCCCUGGGUAUAGUCAGGCAGAUUUAAAAUUAGCUACUUACCUAAAAGCCCAGAAUAGAGAGGGUGGAUGGCUGGGAACUCCCAACAACCAGAUCAUAGUCCCACCCCAAAUGAUGUUGCAAAUUGUCAAGGAGAAAUACCAGCAAACCCACUGGGGAAUCAGUGCUAUGGUGACUGGUCCAAGGACUCAGAUACCAAUGUCCCUAUGAAAAAAAGUGUCAAGUCUGUUACAGAAAAAUGCCUGAUAUGUCUUAAAAAUAAUCCUUUGAAUUCAAAAGGACUGCCUCUGUGGAUCACUAAUAGAGGAAACACCCCCAGGAAUUACUGAGAAAUUGUUUUUCCUGAGCUACCACAUCAUGCUGGUAUCUCCUGGUGUUAUUUAGUGGACACCUUUUCCAGGUGGCCAGAAGUUUUCCCCUGCUGCACCAACAAGGCCAGGAAAGUCACCAAGGUACUCUUCAAAGAGAUCAUCCCCUGGUUAGGAGUUCCUAUUGGGGUGUCAUCUGAUAGGGGACCCCAUUUUAUACCUGAAGUGUUGCAGCAACUGGGUAAGCAGUUGGGAUUUACAUCCUCCAUGGGGACUGCAAUCUAGCAGAAGGGUUGAGUGAACGAAUCAGAUUUUAAAGAGACAGAUUGGCAAAAUGUGUCAGGAAACUUUCUUAAAAUGGCCACAGGUGUUACCACCAGGCUUGCUAUGAGUUAGAGUAAGCUCCAAAUUAACCUGAAGGUGAGCCUGUAUGAAUUGGUGUUUGGGAGAUCAUAUUCUGCUGCAACUUUCUCUGGAUCUGAGGAACAAAUUGGGAAUUGGGAAAUAGAAAAAUAUUUAAUUUUGUUAGGGAAACCCUUGAAUGAACAAAAAAGGUUUGUCAUUCUCUCAGAACCCCUUACCCUAGACAGCCCAGUUCACUCAUUUCAGCCUGGGGAUCACAUACACAUCCAGAUCUGGAAACUUGAGCCACUUCAGGAGCAGUGGAGAGGACCUUCUCUGGUUCUGUUGACUUCAAGACCAGCUGUGAAAGUGAAAAUAAUUAACUCCUGGAUUCAUUGCUCCCAAAUUAAGAGGACUUCUGACUCAGACUGAAUCGUGGAAAACACCAGACCCUUGCAGCUGAAAGUGUUGAAGACAUCUGCAAAUAAGCAGCAAAAUGUAUAGACUAAUGUUCAUGGGAAUUAUUUUAUCUUUAGGUGGAGAUAAAAGAAUUUGAAAUUAUUUAAAUGUGAAAUUAUUUUAAAUUAUUUUAAAUUUGAAAUUAUUUUAAAUUAAUUUAAUUUUUAAAAUUUUAAAAAAUAAUUUAAAAUUAUUAUAACGUUUUUCUGAAGAAAAUUUGAAGAAAAUUUAAUAUUGAAGAAAAUUUAGUUUGAAAGAAAAUGAAGAAGAAAAUUUAAUAUUGACUUGAGUCCAAGGGUUUGGUAAGAUGCACAAUCUGUCCAGCAUUACAGACUGCCUCCCUAUCCCCAGUUCAGCAGGGGAACCUAUUCCUUGGGGAAUUAUCCCUAUAAAUCUGUCAAUGGUGAUUCAAUAUGAUAAUCUGACAUUACAAAAGAGAAAGGCCUUAGAUCUAUUGCUGGCCAAAGAACAAGGGGUUGUGGAUAUUUAAAAUUGGAUAGAGAAUGUUGUUGUGUACACAUCCCAAAUGUAACAGAAGAUCUCCAAGGACCACAAAAUGUGAGCAGUUGCUGAGGAUAGCAAAGCUAUCCUGAAAUGAAUUGGUUCAAUAAAAUUCUUCAAGGAAUGGUGUGAUGGUCCCUGAGAGGAGGGCUGGCUGGAAUACUGGAAACAUCUUAACUGUGAUUGUAGUUGUAAUAAUUAUCAGCACUGCUAUUGGUUGUGUUUGCAAAAUGAUCAGUCAUGAUCUUGUGGGAAUAUAGGUGACUAUAGAUAGAAAUCGAGUUGGAACUUAUCAAAUGGCCUUAAGGAAUUUGAGAUGUUUCAAAGGGGGGAAUUGAUACCAAAAGGGUUAAUCCAAUUUGUGCUGUGCCUUUGUACUUUUAGCAAAAAGAAACGGGGUAUGCAGGAGCUGCUUUCCCAGCGAGGACCUAUUGAAUUCCUAAAACAUCUGGCUUAGGAAUGCAGCUACAGCCAAAACAAGGCUAUAAAAAACCCUGAACCUGGGAGCCUGGGGAGGGUUUUGUGGUAAUAGGCACUUACAAUAUGCAUGUGGUGAUUGUAUAUAAGCAAUGUCCUUGUAGAGAAUCAUGUGCACAUUAGGUGGAGCUUGUCCUGUAAUAAAUGAUGCCUCUUCUUAACACUA
This is a messenger RNA of Passer domesticus (house sparrow), 10415 nucleotides long. RefSeq names its product cyclin dependent kinase 3 (gene CDK3). NCBI's taxonomy places the organism in Eukaryota, Metazoa, Chordata, Aves, Passeriformes, Passeridae. The record is from RefSeq and is a predicted model, not a curated record. Gene Ontology annotation, molecular function: ATP binding; cyclin-dependent protein serine/threonine kinase activity; cyclin binding. The transcript has 7 exons. Bases 555 to 1481 code for a protein of 308 amino acids. Gene Ontology annotation, biological process: protein phosphorylation; regulation of G2/M transition of mitotic cell cycle; regulation of gene expression. Gene Ontology annotation, cellular component: cyclin-dependent protein kinase holoenzyme complex; cytoplasm; nucleus.